Penicillium alfredii is the source of this 2142-nucleotide messenger RNA. RefSeq lists its product as uncharacterized. The coding region runs from base 1 to 2142 and encodes 713 amino acids. NCBI's taxonomy places the organism in Eukaryota, Fungi, Ascomycota, Eurotiomycetes, Eurotiales, Aspergillaceae. The record is from RefSeq and is a predicted model, not a curated record. The transcript has 4 exons.
AUGCACGUCUGUUUUAAAACGCCAAAGGCGUUCAAUGUCAUCGAGCAUUCCUGGGGGUCCCAGGAAAACUUCAACCUUGCGACCUACCAUGUUGGCUGCGGCGAUGAGAGCUCGGGAAAGCGUAGCUUUUUCCACGCGUCAAAGCCGUCAGUCAACUCAGAGGAUAUGUGCGUUGUGAUACCUGUCACGCCUAUCGACGAAUCGGAGGCUCUACACUCGGGGGUUAUGUCUUGGGGUACAUAUACCGAUCCAAACGAGAGAAGAAGAUCACCUACCAAAGGCCAUGUACGCGUCGCCAACCCCAACACAAACGGAACGAAACCGAUGCCCAGUGGUGGCAACAUGGAUAUCGUCACGGAUCCCUCGGCGCUAAAGACUUUCUUCAAUAAUUCUCAUAUGGACACGUCGAAUAUGGGGCAAAUGGCCCCUGGUAUCGACUUUAUGUCGACCGAGGAUCCUGAGAUCCCAGAGAAAUCCACGAAUAACACUGGCCGGCUAUCCGCUCGGAGUCGAGCUUUGAGAACCAAGAGAACUAGGGCGGAAAUCUCUGAGCGGAGCUCAUCUGAGCUUGCUCGACGAGACAUUUUCAAGGGCAUGUUACGGGGACUCCAGUGGCUAGGUCAGCUCCUCUUGGUACCAUUUGGUGUCCCCUUCGACCAUACCUAUCACCAUGAUAUCUAUUUCGACCAACAUCUUGACGGGGCAGCGGUCACCAACAAACCCCCCAAGAUCUUCGGCUUUGGGAACGGCUUUACGCUAGCUGAAUCAUUCGCAGAAAACAGCAAGGCGGUUGAUUGGACCUUACAGUGUGCCAAGUGUGGCGUUCAUGUGAACAUCGACAUCGCUGGCCGAUUGGCUUUCAGCAUCAAAGACGGCAUUACCGAAGGUACUCUCACGCUUACAAAUAAAGACGCUCUUACAUUGGAUGCCGUGCUCGGCAUGAGUGGUGACGUCAAAAUAAACAAGAGCAAGGAAAAGAAGAAGCGUCUGAACAAGCAGGAGAAGAACCUACAAAGUUACCCGGCGGGUGUUGCACUGUACAUUCCGGGAAUCCUCACACUUGGUCCGCAGCUCAGCUUCGGGGCUGCGGUCAGUGUGGAGGCGGAAGGCAAGUUCGAACUCCUCUUGGGAGGCAGUGUAUCUGUCGGAAAGGGAACUGCCUCAGUCAGUCUGAAAGGAGGCAGGAAUGGGGCUACUGGAUUUGAGCCGAAGUUCGACCCUGUGCUUCGGUUCAAGGGUGCAGCCACUCUUACUGGUGAAAUCGGUGUGCCUAUGGCGAUCGAGGUAGGGAUCAAUGUUCUUUCAGGAAAAUUCAAGAAAACAGCCGGGCUGGUGAACACCCCGUCUGUUUAUGUCCAGACCGGCCUCAGCAUCGAUGAACAAAAGACGCAAAACACCCCUGUGUUGUGUCCUAAUGGCAUCUCGCUGAAGGUUGGCGCGAAGAACCGGAUUCACCUUUCUGGAUUUGACAUUUGGGAAUAUGAGCUUUCCAGCAUCCCCAUCUUUGAGCGGUUGAUUACGUGUGUCACCACGAACGGGAUUCAAAGUGGUGUUCAGGCGCCCGGCCUCGUCAAAACAAUCACUACAGAAUGGGGAGAAGACGUCACUGCAGGAAACCCACAUAUUGCCAAAGUUCCUGACCGCACCCCAAAGCACAAUGGCACCCAGGGUUUCCGGAUUCUCAUGGACGGGAAAAGCGACACCAUCCUGGUCACUGGCAACGAUGGAAGUCUCUAUCUGGUCGGCAAGAACCAAGGAUACGAUAUCAGUGCCCCAUGGGGUACGAUCGAUAAGGGAGAGAAUCCUUUGACAUUGGAUGUUUUUGGACGCAUCCUGUCAUACCUGCCGCUCAAGCCUAGUUUCCAAAGUCUGCGAGAAUUGCAUGGCUUAUCGCGCUUGUUGGCUGAUCAGCACCCUAUUUUGGCCGAUCUGGCGGUAUCACAACCACACCAGAUUCCAUUUGCUUACAAGUCAACACUCAUUGCAACUCGCGAAGUUAUCACGAAGGAUGGGAAUGUCAAGUCGGUGUGGAAUGAGAACGGUCAAUAUGGUGAUGAAAUGGCCAGUCAGCUCAAGGAACACUACAACCUUGAGAUAAAGGACUGCCGCACCAUCCAGUUGGUCACGGCCAAAUCACAAUGA